GUCGCUAGCCCGGAGCGGAAGAUGACGUGAGGAGAGUGGGAGCAUCUCCUGGGGGCGCAUUUUGGCUGGCGGUUCCCACGGUCCUGGACCCCGACGUGCGCGGAGUCGCUUCUCCGAGCUUCUCACCCACCGCUCUCUCGUCCUCCUGCUGGGCCGGGCCGCCCCCCGCGCGGCCCCUGCGGCUCUGGCACGGCCCCGCGCUCGGCCGCCGCCCUGGCGCCCGCCACUCUGUCGUCCCCGGACCGGCGCGGGCCGGCUCGGCCGGGGCGCAGGCGGCUGGGGAGGGGCCGCUGGCCCCGGGGCCGCGCUGGCGCUGCCACCGAUCUGGGGCUGUCAGUGGAGGGCGAGUGCUGGCUGCCAGGGGACGGGACGCCCUUCGGGGCCAACGGGUCGCGCGCGGAGGCGGCCGUGGGAACGACCCAUCCCUUCUCCGGCCCUGCGGCGGGGCUGGACUCGGGGUCUGGGCCCCCGUCUCCUGGCCUGCCCCCGUCUUGGGGCGCGAUGAUGGCGGCCCUGUGUCCGAGCACGGAUCCCUCGGGCGCCUCCUCCUCCUCCCUGCUUUCUUCCCCAUCCUCCUCUUCGUCGCCGAACGAGGUGAUGGCGCUAAAGGAUGUGCGGGAGGUGAAGGAGGAGAACACCCUGAAUGAGAAGCUUUUCUUGCUGGCGUGCGACAAGGGUGACUAUUAUAUGGUUAAAAAGAUUUUGGAGGAAAACAGUUCAGGUGACUUGAACAUAAAUUGCGUAGAUGUGCUUGGGAGAAAUGCUGUUACGAUAACUAUUGAAAACGAAAAUUUGGAUAUACUGCAGCUUCUUUUGGACUACGGUUGUCAGUCCACAGAUGCACUUCUGGUGGCAAUCGACUCUGAAGUAGUGGGAGCUGUUGAUAUACUACUUAAUCAUCGACCAAAACGAUCAUCAAGACCAACUAUAGUAAAACUAAUGGAACAAAUUCAGAAUCCUGAGUACUCAACAACUAUGGACAUAGCACCUGUCAUUUUAGCUGCUCAUCGUAACAACUAUGAGAUUCUUACAAUGCUAUUGAAGCAGGACGUAUCUCUACCCAAGCCCCAUGCGGUUGGUUGUGAGUGCACAUUGUGUUCUGCAAAAAACAAAAAGGACAGUCUCCGACAUUCCAGGUUUCGUCUUGAUAUAUAUCGUUGUUUGGCCAGUCCAGCUCUAAUAAUGUUAACAGAGGAGGAUCCAAUUCUUAGAGCAUUUGAACUUAGUGCCGAUUUAAAAGAAUUAAGCCUUGUGGAGGUGGAAUUCAGGAAUGAUUAUGAGGAACUAGCCCGGCAAUGUAAAAUGUUUGCUAAAGAUUUGCUUGCACAAGCCCGGAAUUCACGUGAAUUGGAAGUUAUUCUAAACCAUACAUCUAGUGAUGAGCCUCUUGACAAACGGGGAUUAUUAGAAGAAAGAAUGAAUUUAAGUCGUCUAAAACUUGCUAUCAAAUAUAACCAAAAGGAGUUUGUAUCUCAGUCUAACUGCCAGCAGUUUCUGAACACUGUUUGGUUUGGACAGAUGUCAGGUUACCGACGUAAGCCCACCUGUAAGAAGAUAAUGACUGUUUUAACAGUUGGCAUCUUUUGGCCACUUUUGUCUCUUUGCUAUUUGAUAGCUCCCAAAUCUCAAUUUGGCAGAAUCAUUCAUACACCUUUUAUGAAAUUUAUUAUUCAUGGAGCAUCAUAUUUCACAUUCUUGCUGUUACUAAACCUGUACUCUCUUGUCUACAAUGAGGAUAAGAAAAACACUAUGGGACCAGCCCUUGAAAGAAUAGACUAUCUUCUUAUACUGUGGAUUAUUGGGAUGAUUUGGUCAGACAUUAAAAGACUCUGGUAUGAAGGAUUGGAAGAUUUUUUAGAAGAAUCUCGUAAUCAACUCAGUUUUGUCAUGAAUUCACUUUAUUUGGCAACUUUUGCUCUCAAAGUGGUCGCUCACAACAAGUUUCAUGACUUUGCUGAUCGGAAAGACUGGGAUGCAUUUCAUCCUACACUGGUGGCAGAAGGGCUUUUUGCAUUUGCAAAUGUCCUGAGUUAUCUUCGCCUCUUUUUCAUGUAUACAACAAGUUCUAUCUUGGGUCCAUUACAGAUUUCAAUGGGACAGAUGCUUCAAGAUUUUGGAAAAUUUCUUGGGAUGUUUCUUCUUGUUUUGUUUUCUUUCACAAUUGGGUUGACACAGUUGUAUGAUAAAGAUUCUACCCCGAAAGAACAGAAGGACUGUGUGGGCAUCUUCUGUGAGCAGCAGAGCAAUGACACCUUCCAUUCGUUCAUUGGCACUUGCUUUGCUUUGUUCUGGUAUAUUUUCUCCUUAGCACAUGUGGCAAUCUUUGUCACAAGAUUCAGCUACGGAGAAGAGCUGCAGUCCUUCGUUGGAGCUGUCAUUGUCGGGACAUACAACGUGGUGGUUGUGAUUGUGCUCACCAAGCUGCUGGUGGCCAUGCUCCAUAAAAGCUUCCAGCUGAUAGCAAAUCAUGAAGACAAAGAAUGGAAGUUUGCUCGUGCGAAGUUGUGGCUUAGCUACUUUGAUGACAAGUGUACGUUACCCCCACCUUUUAACAUCAUUCCUUCACCAAAGACUAUCUGCUAUAUGAUUAGUAGCCUCAGUAAGUGGAUUUGCUCUCAUACAUCAAAAGGCAAGGUUAAACGGCAAAACAGUUUAAAGGAAUGGAGAAAUUUGAAACAAAAGAGAGAUGAAAACUACCAGAAAGUGAUGUGCUGCUUGGUGCACCGUUACCUGACUUCUGUGAGACAGAAGAUGCAGAGCACAGAUCAGGCAACCGUGGAGAGUCUGAAUGAGCUGCGCCAAGAUCUGUCAAAGUUCCGAAAUGAAAUAAGGGAUUUACUUGGCUUUCGGACUUCUAAAUACGCUAUGUUUUAUCCAAGAAAUUAACCAUUUUCUAGAUCAUGUAGAGAAUAAUUUUCAAUAAUAAAUCUUAAAGAAUGUGUUUGUAUAACUUGCAAUUAAAUCAAUAAGAUAUAUAUUGAAAUAAAGAAUUAUGUAAAAGCCAUUCUUUAAAAUAUUUAUAGCAUAAAUCUGUUAUGUAAAAUAUGUGUAUAGAAUUAGUUUUUUAAAGCUCUCUGUUGGUGGCUUUUUGCAGAAGCAAAGCAGAUUAAGUAGAUAGGUUUUGUGAGCAUGCUACUUGGUUUUCUUAUUUGAACAAUGCUCUAAAGUGCUUUCUGUUUAUGUUAAAGAAAGGCAGAUAUAAUUGUGCACAUUGCCAGAAAGUUCUACAAAUGAACAUAGUAAAUGUGGGCUGAUCUCUGUUGAUGGAAUAACUUGAAAUAUUGAAAUAUGGUUUAUAAAAUCUCUGUUUUAGGACUUCAUGUAUAAUAUUAUUUAUCAUUUAGGAAUAUAGUUUCAUCUAAAACAAUAGUCUACUUUUUAUUAUAGUCCUAAGUAACAAAGAAACAACCUUAAUGAAUAUUUAAAUCUAUUUAUUUCUCUAUAAUUUAAUUUCACUUCAGUUUUGUUAUUGUAAUAUAUUUACUUUUACAUGGUAGUAAUCACUACAUUUUAAAUUUUGUUUUUCACUUAAUAGUAUUUUAUAUAUACAUUUCCAUGUAUUGAUAUAACCCAAAUGUUUAAUUUUUAUAGAAUCAUAUUGUUUUUGAAAAAUAUAGUUAGACUUUUUAUUUGUAGCUAUAGAGUAUGUGUCUAUGUUCAUAGGUUUGCACAGGUACUUCUUCUAUAAGGUUAAGCAUUUGAUAGUUUUUAAUUUUUUGUUAUCAUAAUAGUGCUAUAGUUCUUUUUCAAGUUGGAGUGAAUGUUCAUAGUUAUAAAGCUAAUCCAAAAUAAGGGUUUAGAAGAUAUUUCUGUAUCAUGUGUGGUCACACCCUAUUUUAUUUUUGUAAACACUGGAAGACCCUUUAAUGCAAGGAUCUGUUUUAUAUUUGAAGUAAGGUUCUUGAGGUGUUCUCCCAAAGUAUUUUCCACAGAAUUUACUAUAGCUUCUCUAAAAGUGACUUCAUGUUUAUCUGUGUUCAUUCUUGCUGCUUAAGAUGAAAAGUAUUGACUUUUUAAAAUUAGAGAAUAAAAUAUAUAUUAAAUUUUUUUCUAUGUUCAUACAAAGGGUGUAGUUAAAAAUUUUUUCACAGGUUCUUGCUUAUAUAUUCUUGCAACAUUUCAAGUUAAGAGGUUAAUAGGUUUAUAAUUACCUUCUUAACUGAAUGUCAGAUGGUCUUAAGGCCACAGGGGCACAGGUAGCCCUUGGUCUGUAAGCACCACCGACCCAGGGAUCGUUGUCUGAAUGUAGCAGUAUUGUGUUUCAUCUUGCUUUUUACUUUUCAAAUUGUAAGUGUACCCUCUUUGGGGCAUACUCUUAUAAAAAUGUUUAUUGUAAAGUUAUAUAUUUUGUCUACAAUUGAAUUAUGCAAUUCUCAAUUGGGAUUUUACAUCAGGAUUUUUAGUCAUUCUAAAAAAUACCUAAUUAUUAAAUAAAAAUAUUUAUGGAGUGCCGACUGUGUGCAUGGAUUACUUAUGAGGUAUAUUUUUUAAUAAGAGCAUACUGUCAGAAGAAAGGUGAAUAAAACUUGA
Molecule: messenger RNA, 4530 nt
Organism: Molossus molossus (Pallas's mastiff bat)
Lineage: Eukaryota; Metazoa; Chordata; Mammalia; Chiroptera; Molossidae
Gene: TRPC1
Product: transient receptor potential cation channel subfamily C member 1
Exons: 13
Coding region: 502-2886 (794 amino acids)
Biological process (GO): calcium ion transmembrane transport; regulation of cytosolic calcium ion concentration; manganese ion transport
Cellular component (GO): membrane; cation channel complex
Molecular function (GO): store-operated calcium channel activity; protein binding; inositol 1,4,5 trisphosphate binding
Source: RefSeq, a predicted model, not a curated record